CACUCACGGAGUCGUGCGAGGUCGCAGGUCGUGGCUCAUCGGUAGUUCCCGCCAGACGUUACCGUGUUGGAGUUGUCGGCUACGUAACACCGCCCACUGCACGCGGUCGCAGGGCACCCCACGAACAGUCGAUUGACAGACAGCAUGGCCAACAACGUGCACACGGUUACCCCUAAGCGGGUUGUCAUAGCGAUGGACGGGAGCGAAUAUUCCCAAAAAGCGUUCGAGUGGUAUGUAAAAAAUCUACACACGACUAAUGACGAAUACGAGCCGAUCCUUGCCUACUGCCCUGAAUUCGGACACGUAUUUGGACCCUUCAUGACGGGAGACACAAACGCCGUUUCCGAGAAACUCCGGAAAGAGGAAGAGGAAGUCCAGGCUGUGUUGCAGUCAUUACAAGCCACGCUCGACCAAUCAGGGGUAAUCGGUCGCGUUGUGCGACUGACCGGAAGCCCGGGUGACGCCAUCUGCAAACUAGCCGAGGAUGAAGAUGCCGACUGUAUUGUAACGGGGACGAGAGGUCACGGAAAACUCCGAAGAACUAUUUUAGGCAGUGUUAGUCAGUACGUGAUACACCACGCCAAGGUACCCGUGUUCGUGUGUCGGGACCGGCACAAAUGAUCUGUAUAGUGGACGGCAAUUACGUCAUCGAGUUCUAAAUGAUAUGUAUAACCACGUGACAAGCCGCUGGAAUGAUUUAUCAUGAGUGGAGCACGUGUUGCUGAUACCAUGGCAACCGCCAUUGGCAAGGAAAGAAACGUUAACAGUAGCGGAUCGGGAUUGUUGUUUUUUUUGGGGUUUUUUUUUUUUGGGGGGGGGGGGGGGGGAUGUGUGCAGCUCAAAAAGGGUACUUGACAAAAAGAUAGCUGAGGUGUUCGCUCAGGACAACGUGCUCAGAGGCCUAAUAUGGUCUGGACCUGGGAGGGGGUCAAAUAUGAACCUAGUGGGCCCUUUUGACUAUAUUUUCAACUGGACACCAAUAUAAAUAGCCUAAUAUCGUACUGUGAAGAAAAAAAUAGUUUAGCCUCAGCAGUGUAUGUGUUGGGGGUGGGGGUGGGGGGGGGGGGUCGUUCCUGGUGCUUGAACCUUAAUUGAAUAUAAGCAAGAACAUAAACUAAACUGAAUGCGCGGUCCGUAUACAAGUAACGGGGGAUAAGCUCUAAACGCUCAAAAACAAAUUCUGCUGUUGUUUCUCACUGACCCAUUUCUUUUCUCUCCUUUGAAUUCCAUCUCAUUUCUACCCGAUCUGGAAGCUCCUCCUAGCUUUCAACUUCUUUCGCUAUUGACAGGCAUGUGCUACACAUCCCCGUCCUUGUCUUUCCAUCCCGACAGGUGCUCGUCUCUUGUGGCUAUACGUGCCACACACCUGCCAUUUCCCAUCAGCUUUUAGCUGUGGGCUUAGUCUCACCACUUCGGUCAGUGUUCAGUGGUUACUUCUGGCAUUGUUAAGAGGUACUUGUUAGUAUGUUUGUGCCGUGGGUUAGACUAGCUCAACGCUCAAAAUUAAUAAAGAAUUGACUGUGUAUCGCUCACUCCUGUCCUGGAUGGAGGAGCCGUCGAGAGCCGACACCUGCGCCCAUGACAUGCGUGUGCUACAACAGCCUGUUCUGCAUGUGAAUGUUAAAUCCUAUGACCUGACCUAUAGGUCACUGGGGUAGUGAUAUCACUACAGCGGCUGCGAUCUCGGUGAGCCUGCUGUACACGGACAACGCAGAUAGCUCGGGUAUAUUUCCCCAGAACAGCGUGAUGGACAUACAUAUGGAAUAUAGUUAAAUCCCGUUGGUUCGAACCCUGUCGGUGCACGAGAAAGUGUUUGACUCAUCGGGUAGUUCGACCUCGUAUUUAAGUGUAACUCAAGUUCGGGCGUUGCGUUACGACCGUUCCGAGUUCAACCCAAUGAGAUUCUACUGUAUAUGCACGGGAAUAAACUAACGUUACUUCAGCAUACGGAUUAAUCAUCUGUGUGUGUGAAAAGAAGAGGACUGUGUAUUUAACAUCACACCACCUAAAGUCUGGUUGCUAUAAAAUCUGUCAUGGACGCAUACCGAUGCAGAAGCUCUGACCUGCGACAGAUCUGCAAAGUUGAGCAGGUUUUAAUUUCCCCGAUCCGUCACCGACCCAGUACAGAUCAUCUGCGACUGUGUUACUGAUUUUUUAAAAUGGAAAUCAAACUUUCUUGUAACCAGUGGCUUUUGUGUGUCGGAUAGUUCAUUUAUGUCACUUGAUUUAUAGAUUCUGAGAGAUGAACUCUGCUGCCACCCAAAGGCUAGUCUUCAUCAUUUGGCAGCGACACUUCCUAUAUAUACACGAUCCUAGCGACAUUUGUUUAAUGUACCAGUGUUUUAGGGUAAACCCGCCCGUAUCCAUCAUACUCUACCCUCCCCCACAACACAGGCGUAGCCAGGAGGGAGACAUGGCGAUCAUGCCCCUCCAAUCAUACCUCUUUACCCCCCCCCCCCCACAACCACUUAUAUUAUAGUUUGUUUAACGACACGACUAGAGCACAUUGAUGUAUUAAUCAUCGGCUAUUGGAUGUCAAACAUAUGACAAUUUUGACAUUCAGUUUUA
Molecule: messenger RNA, 2568 nt
Organism: Gigantopelta aegis
Lineage: Eukaryota; Metazoa; Mollusca; Gastropoda; Neomphalida; Peltospiridae
Product: universal stress protein Sll1388-like
Exons: 4
Coding region: 145-621 (158 amino acids)
Source: RefSeq, a predicted model, not a curated record